AUGGAUCUUUCACUUGGUAAGGCUAUCUUUGGAAAUUUAGAAAAUCUCGAAACAAAAGUUGACAAGGAUGAAGGAUCAGCUGAACCAGAAGAGGGAAACAUAUCACUCGCAGGUAUGACUCUCAAAGAUAAGUUCAAUCUCGGUCAAGGAACACCAGAGCAACAAAAUCAGCCAGAAAAAGAAAAUUCGGACAAAAGUGAGCAUGAAAAUACCGAAACAAAAGAGCAAGAAACAGAAGCUCAAAGUAACGGCGAAGAUUUUGUUUCAGACUCUCAUAGCAAAGCAUCAUCUCCUGAAAAAGAGAAAGAACCCGAAGCAACUGAUGAUUUUACGUCAGAAUCACAAAGCAAAAAUUCACAAAGUAAAAAAAUAUCAAAUCAAAACAGCACAAGUUCAUUUAAAUCUUCUGCUAAGAAAUCAUCAUCUAGUAGUAGUUCCUCUUCUUCGUCGUCUAGUGAUGAUGAGAAAGAAUUAAAAGAAAUCGAAAAUAAAACAUUUCAUACAGAAUCAAGCAAAGCACUUGUCGAUGAUAAGAAUAAUACUGAAAGCGAGCAAAGUGACCCAGAAUUAAACAAAACUACUAAAGAACUGGUGGAAAAUAUUAAAAAUCAAAUUAUCAAUGAAGUUCAAACGCAAAAUCAGAAUGCUAAUGAGCAAAGCAACAAUGAAAACGAAAAAUCUACAGAAGAAAAAGAGAAAGAGAAGAAAAGCAGCAGUUCUUCCUCAAGUUCUGACAGUGAAUCCGAUAAAGAAAAAGAACAAGAACAAAAACCAGAAGAGAAAGAGCUAGAACCAGAGGAAAAAGACCUGCCGCAAGACGAGCCAGAAAAUAAUGAUGAUCAAAAAGAAAAUGAAGAUGAAGAACAGACUUCUGUUCCAAUUCUUAAGUUCCAGAAGCGUUACACAGAUUCAGAACUUGAUUCAGCCCUAGAAAACUUCAUGAAAACAGGAAAUUUGCCUCCUCCAGAAAUGUAUAAUCCGAUUUUACAACAUAUCUCACAUGUUAGAGUAGAUGCAAUUGUACAAGCAGACUACGAACGUGGUGAGAAGAUGAAUGAGGCCCAAAGGAAGUUCAAAGCAGCAAUUAAAAAGAAACAAUCUUUUGAUGAUGCAGCAAAUGAAGAAAGAAACACAGAUGAUCGCCUUGUAGAAGCAAAACAAGAACUAGAAGAUGCCAAACAAGAGAAAGUUCAAGCUCUUGAGAAGAUAGAAAAGCAUCAAAAGAAGAAAGAAGAAGAAUUAAUUGCAAUUCAAAACGCCCAACUUGAUGAAUUCGAAAAAUUCUGGGAAGAUCCUUCUUCUUUCCAUCAAUACAACAAACCAUCAAUAACAUUGUUAAACUUAAGAAGACAAGAAAAGAAUUACGCGUUGAGUGGUGAUUUCGAGAACGCAAAACUUACAAAGAAAAAAGCAGACAGAUUAGAAAAAGAAGAAACAGAAAGAGCUCAGGAAAAAGCAACAUUAGGUAUGAAAGCUCAGCUCAGACAAUUGGAACAAAGACAUGCAAGAGAAAUGGAAGGACUUCAGAGAUUAGGACACAAACUCACUUUGGCCGCAACAAUGAGAUUGGACGCAAAUAUUUUACCUCUGGAAAUGGCUGUCAAGAAAUUGGAAAGAAUGAAAAGUGAACCACAAAGUGCAAGAAGAUCUUCGACAUCAUUAUCUAGAUCAUUGAAGAUAUCGCCAAGAGGAAUGGAUGAUGAUAAACCAGCUUUGCAAACACCGAGAACAAUGAGAAAACUUGCAAAUAUUAGAUCUCAAUCAAGGCCAAAUACUUUGGAACUGAAAGGUGUUGAAGCUUCGAAAUAUAUUAAGAAAAGAAAGAUAACUGUGAAGAAAGCGGAAAAGAAGAAACCUGAUACUUCAUUCUGA
This is a messenger RNA of Trichomonas vaginalis G3, 1872 nucleotides long. RefSeq lists its product as uncharacterized. The transcript has a single exon. Bases 1 to 1872 code for a protein of 623 amino acids. Lineage: Eukaryota; Parabasalia; Trichomonadida; Trichomonadidae. The record is from RefSeq and is a predicted model, not a curated record.